Molecule: messenger RNA, 429 nt
Organism: Arabis nemorensis
Lineage: Eukaryota; Viridiplantae; Streptophyta; Magnoliopsida; Brassicales; Brassicaceae
Source: the annotation of a GenBank genome assembly
AUGGAUCGUCAAGAAAAUCUUGGUACAGAGGUGGCUCUAGGAUCUCAAGCAACUCAAACUAUUCCUCCUGACGUCACUGAGGACCUACCUGACCAGGUCGCUCCUGGAUCUCAAGCUACUACACAGGUGGCUCUUCUUGAAGAGAAAAAGCUCGCAUACGCCUCUGAGCUCGAGCUCAUGCUUAGACAUCUACCAGGACCAACAUUCGUGACAUUUCCACAUGAGAGAAUAUUCACGACCUUUCACUUGCAUGUUCUCAACUCGAUAGUUGAAGUGGUAGUUGACUUGAUGAAUCGUGAUGUUCCACCUGAAAUCUUCUGCCUGGGAGAAACCGAAGCGGUGGUGUUUGAUGAUUGGAGCCAUGAUUGGACGUUGUUGAAGGUUGCACAGGAAAUUUUUCUUCUCAUCACGUCCCAAGAAGAAAAAUGA